This is a messenger RNA of Alnus glutinosa, 1046 nucleotides long. Its product is annotated as auxin-induced protein 22D-like. NCBI's taxonomy places the organism in Eukaryota, Viridiplantae, Streptophyta, Magnoliopsida, Fagales, Betulaceae. The coding region runs from base 162 to 776 and encodes 204 amino acids. The transcript is spliced from 4 exons. The record is from RefSeq and is a predicted model, not a curated record. Gene Ontology annotation, molecular function: protein binding. Gene Ontology annotation, cellular component: nucleus. Gene Ontology annotation, biological process: regulation of DNA-templated transcription.
UUUCACAACUUUCUCAAAGUGGGCAUCAGAUCGAAGUUCACCGAAAUCUGACCAAUUACAUUUUCCUCCAUCUCUUUGAGCAAAGUCUUAAUUAGUCGAGGUGGUACGUACGUAGCAUAAUCUGAUCAUCGUUGAACUGUACGCAAGUUUAGGGCGCAGAAAUGGCAAGGGCAGUGAGUUAUGGGGGUGAUGAUCUAAAUCUUGAGGCGACUGAGCUAAGAUUAGGGUUGCCAGGGAGUGAUGGGCAUGAGAAACAAUCAUCAUCUGCUACUGUGAGGAGUAAUAAGAGAGCUUCACCGGAUGUGGCCGAGGAUCAGUCAGCAAGGACUAAGAGCAAUAAUUCGAUCGUUUCCGAUGCUGGAAAUGGUGACGGAGAUAGUGCCCCUCCAGCCAAGGCACAAGUAGUGGGGUGGCCACCAAUUCGAUCUUUCAGGAGAAAUAGUUUCCAUGGGCAAGCGAAGAAAACAGAGGGUGAUGGGGCAGGGAUGUACGUGAAAGUAAGCAUGGAUGGAGCUCCUUAUCUGAGGAAGGUUGAUCUCAAGGUUUACAAGAGCUACCCAGAUCUCCUCAAGGCCUUGGAACAUAUGUUCAAGUUCACCAUAGGGGAGUAUUCAGAAAGGGAAGGCUACGAUGGAUCUGAAUAUGUUCCUACUUAUGAAGACAAAGAGGGUGAUUGGAUGCUGGUUGGAGAUGUUCCAUGGGAUAUGUUCAUUUCCUCCUGUAAGAGGUUGAGAAUUAUGAAAGGAUCAGAAACUGGAGGGUUGGGUUGUCUAUGACAAUUACCUACAAAAGCCAGUUACCCAGAAGAAGAAAAAAAAAAAGAAGUUUGGUCACCGACAGAAAGACAGAUUGGUCAGAUUACAUAGUUUUCUUAGUGCAGGUUUCAGCCGGCCGGCCUCUGCGGUUUUAAUCUUUUGGUAGCUCUUCAAAAAUCAAUUAGAAAGCAAAGCUAAGAAAGAAAAUAUAGCAAUAUAAUUGAUGAGAUCCAACUGUACAGAGGAUAAAAUGCUUCAUAUAUUCAUUUUGUCCCACGAUAUGGUUAUAUA